AUGAAAACAAUCCUCAGUCGCAGUCAACAGAGCAGGAAGGAAGUGGUCUUCAGUUUGGAGUACCCGAGGGCACAUUCGACAGCGUUUUCACAUAUGCUAAUUACAACGACCUGGAUCGAAUGGGCUAUGAAGCACCAGCACGCCUCGGUACUGCCUCCAGCACCCACGGCAGCCGAUACAGUGGCUUCACCUACACCAAGAUAUUUGACGAUCAAGAAAAAGAGGUGGCCCCAAUGA
Molecule: messenger RNA, 237 nt
Organism: Cooperia oncophora
Lineage: Eukaryota; Metazoa; Nematoda; Chromadorea; Rhabditida; Trichostrongylidae
Source: the annotation of a GenBank genome assembly